ACGGAGCCCGCCGCAGCGCCCCGCGGCCGGACGCCGACCGCCGCGGGCGCGGGAGCCCAGGAUCGCUAUCCACCCCAAAUAGCAACGCAGCAUGUUAUUCUGGAGUCGAAUCUGUCAUCUCUGCAUGGGUUCUGUGUGUCCCUGUUACAAUUCCGGGUGCUUCUCUGCAUUCUUGAAGGCCGUCCUUGGGUACCGUGCAUGGUGCUGGGCAGACUUCAGGUCUGCUCUCGGUCCUGCCUGCAGCCCUUGCUGCCUUGUCACGGCUGACUUGCCCUGUGCAGUGACUUGAGCCCUGUGGACAGGACAUGUGGGGUUUGUGGACUCACUACUGUGUGCGGCCCAUGGGCAGCUGGCCCCAUGUGCUCUGCACGUCCCUACGAGGACUGACCCAGGUGCUCUCCUGAUCUUAUUGAUCGUGGGAAGAAGCAGACAUGCUGCAGACAGGGUCCAGCUGUGCGAGCUGGUGCUGCAGUGCUCUGGCCAGCCCUGCAGGACACGGAGACGUGACCCCCACACAGAGCGGAGCCCUUCCAGCUGGGCAGGGAGCCCCAGAGCCACCGCGGGGCACGGCCAGGCCGCCGCUCGCCUCAGCCUCCCGCCCGUGGGCUUUGUCCUGGGAUCAGAGCAGGACCGCACACAUCUCCAGACAGAAGCGUCUCCGCCAGUCAAGAAGCCCUCAAAAGUGUCUUGCCAUGGACGUAGAAGAUGAAGAGAACAUGAGUUCCAGCAGCGCAGACAUCAAGGAGAACCUGGACAACGUGUCCCCCAAGGACGGCAGCGCCCCUGGGCCUGGUGAGGGCAUGCAGCUCCCCAGUGGGGGCAGCAGUGGCACUGGCCGGAAGCGGCCCCUGGAGGAGGGCAGCAAUGGCCACUCCAGGUACCGCCUGAAGAAGCGGAGGAAAACCCCAGGGCCCGUGCUGCCCAAGAACGCGCUGAUGCAGCUGAACGAGAUCAAGCCCGGGCUGCAGUACACGCUGCUGUCCCAGACGGGGCCCGUGCACGCACCGCUGUUCGUCAUGUCCGUGGAGGUGAACGGGCAGGUCUUCGAGGGCUCUGGCCCCACCAAGAAGAAGGCGAAGCUCCACGCUGCCGAGAAGGCCCUGAGGUCCUUCGUGCAGUUUCCCAACGCCUCCGAGGCCCACCUGGCCAUGGGCAGGACCCUGUCCGUGCACACGGACUUCACGUCCGACCAGGCCGACUUCCCCGACACGCUCUUCAACGGCUUCGAGACCCCGGACAGGGCGGAGCCCUUCUGCAUGGGCUCCAACGGAGACGAGUCCCUGAGCUCCAGUGGGGACCUCAGCCUCUCGGCCUCGCCCGUGCCCGCCAGCCUCGCCCAGCCCCCGCUCCCGGGCCCGCCGCCUUUCCCGCCACCCAGCGGGAAGAACCCGGUGAUGAUCCUGAAUGAGCUGCGCCCGGGGCUGAAGUACGACUUCCUGUCGGAGAGCGGGGAGAGCCACGCCAAGAGCUUCGUCAUGUCCGUGGUGGUGGACGGCCAGUUCUUCGAGGGCUCGGGCAGGAACAAGAAGCUGGCCAAGGCCCGGGCUGCACAGUCGGCCCUGGCCACUGUCUUCAACCUGCACCUGGACCAGACGCCGUCUCGCCAGCCUGUGCCCAGCGAGGGGCUGCAGCUGCACCUGCCCCAGGUGCUGGCAGAUGCCGUCUCGCGCCUGGUCCUGGGUAAGUUCAGUGACCUGACGGACAACUUCUCCUCGCCUCACGCACGCAGGAAAGUGCUGGCCGGAGUCGUCAUGACCACAGGCACAGACGUCAAGGACGCCAAGGUGAUCAGCGUGUCCACGGGGACCAAGUGCAUCAACGGGGAGUACAUGAGCGACCGCGGCCUGGCCCUGAACGACUGCCACGCGGAGAUCAUUUCCCGGCGGUCCUUGCUCAGGUUUCUCUACGCGCAGCUGGAGCUCUACCUGAAUGGCAAGGACGAGCAGAAGAGCUCCAUCUUCCAGAAGUCGGAGCGAGGGGGCUUCCGGCUGAAGGAGGCCGUGCAGUUCCACCUGUACAUCAGCACCUCUCCCUGCGGGGACGCCCGGAUAUUCUCGCCCCACGAGCCGGUGCUCGAAGGUGUGAGGCUAGACCAGCAGCCAGCAGAACCAGCAGAUAGACAUCCAAACCGCAAAGCGAGGGGACAGCUGCGGACAAAAAUUGAGUCUGGUGAGGGGACCAUCCCCGUGCGGUCGAACGCCAGCAUCCAGACGUGGGACGGGGUGCUCCAGGGAGAGAGGCUGCUGACCAUGUCCUGCAGCGACAAGAUUGCACGCUGGAACGUGGUGGGCGUCCAAGGCUCCCUGCUCAGCAUCUUCGUGGAGCCCAUCUACUUCUCCAGCAUCAUCCUGGGCAGCCUCUACCACGGCGACCACCUCUCCAGGGCCAUGUACCAGCGGAUCUCCAACAUCGAGGACCUGCCGCCCCUCUACACCCUCAACAAGCCCCUGCUCAGCGGCAUCAGCAACGCAGAGGCGCGACAGCCAGGGAAGGCGCCCAACUUCAGCGUCAACUGGACGGUAGGCGACCCCGCCAUCGAGGUCAUCAACGCCACGACAGGGAAGGACGAGCUGGGCCGCGCCUCGCGCCUGUGUAAGCACGCGUUGUACUGUCGCUGGAUGCGUGUGCACGGCAAGGCACCCCCACACUUGCUGCGCACCAAGAUCACUAAGCCCACCACCUACCACGAGUCCAAGCUGGCGGCAAAGGAGUACCAGGCUGCCAAGGCGCGUCUCUUCACCGCCUUCAUCAAGGCGGGGCUGGGCGCCUGGGUGGAGAAGCCCACGGAGCAGGACCAGUUCUCCCUCACGCCCUGACCCGCGGGCACAGCACAGGGUGCGGGGCUGCCGAGCCUCACGUCUGGACUGGGCAGGCGCACGCCCCGGCGAGGGCCCAGGGACGCUGGUGUCCUGCACCGUCCCCGGCGUCGCGCACCCUGACCGGGGCAGGCGUGGGGUGUGGGGUGCCGGGCAUCUCACGUCUGGACUGGGCGGGUGCCGCUCACGCCCCCAGAGCUCUGCAGCGACUGCUUUCAGCCUCCGUGGACGUCAGAUCGAGGCCCUGGAGCUCUACUGAGUAGGGCUUCGUGAGUUUAGGAAGCAGGCACGACUGUCUGAGAGUCUUGAAUAAAUAAUUUAUUCAGAGCUAGGAAUGUGGUUUAUGAAACAAGAAGUAACUGUGCCAGGUCACGUUUAGGCCUCGUUAUUCUAAUUGCAAAACAGCACGUGCGGAGAGGGUGAGGACGCGGAGUCGAGCCCAGCAGGGGCGCAGCGCCCGGAAGCCCCUCCCGCACACCCCUGGAGCGCCCAGCAGGGCGCAGCGCCCGUCCUGCAGGGCCUGCUGCCCGGCCACCUCUAGAAGCCUCCAGACUCCUGGGGGAUGGGAUCAUGGAAGACCUUUCUCAGUUUACUCCCAAAUAAUUCAAGAUGGAGCAUGUCCGGGGUCCUUUGCUGGCCAUUCAGUAGGGGCUCCCAGUGCCGAGCCUUUGUGGACCAAGGGAACCGCGCAGCCCUGCGAGACAGAGCCGAGCCCCUGCUCUCUGGUGGCCCAGGCUCUGCGGGUGAAGCAGGCGGGGACCUUCCUGCCGAGCGGCCUCUAGCUCGUCCUUCCAGCUGUCACCACCGCCUCCAGGUGGAAGCUGGCAGGUCCCCGAGGCUGGUGUGGUGCUGACCCCACACUGAGGGCAGGCCAGGCGGGCGGGGCACGGAGCUGCUGGUCCCACGGGGAGCCCAGGGUGCUGCUAGGGCAGCCCCAGCAGGGGCCAGCCCAGGCGACCAGGGCCCACCUGGUCCUGCACUCAGGUGGUACCUUGUAGCUGCCACCCAGGACUAGAGGGCGGGAGCCUAUUGGCCCCUCAGCUGGGCACCAAGUUUGGCCUGGAGGUUGUGCCAAGGGGCCUUGGGACCGUGGCAGAGGCAGGCACAGACCCACGUGGCCAGGACCGGGCCCUGCAGCCCACGUGGCCCUGGGCUGUGCACCUCGAUGCUGGUGUCCCUCGUGGCGUGGAGGAACCAGACGGCCAGCGGUGAGGGCUGCUCUGCCUGUGGCGGCCUCCCUGCCCCGUGCUUCUGGUCCUACCGGGCUCAGCCCACAUGGCGGGAGGGACGCACCCGGUCAGUGGGACAGCAAGGCCCAGAGGAUGUCUCCCGCCCCAGCCCUUGCUGCUGACCCGCUGCCACGCCGGGCUGGGCUGGGCAGUGUGCUGGGUCCUCACUCGUG
Molecule: messenger RNA, 4218 nt
Organism: Sciurus carolinensis (gray squirrel)
Lineage: Eukaryota; Metazoa; Chordata; Mammalia; Rodentia; Sciuridae
Gene: Adarb1
Product: adenosine deaminase RNA specific B1
Exons: 14
Coding region: 432-2816 (794 amino acids)
Biological process (GO): adenosine to inosine editing; RNA processing
Cellular component (GO): cytoplasm; nucleolus
Molecular function (GO): double-stranded RNA adenosine deaminase activity; tRNA-specific adenosine deaminase activity; double-stranded RNA binding
Source: RefSeq, a predicted model, not a curated record